AUGUUGUUCACCCGAUUCGUCAAGACGGUUCCCGCCAGGGCUCCGGCCUUUUCAUCUCCCAUGAGCUCCUUCCAGACGCGCUUCAUGGCCACUGUUCGCUCUCAGAGGCCUCUUGAGCGAGCAACUUUUACGAUCCGAGAUGGUCCUAUCUUCCACGGAAAGUCCUUCGGUGCCCGCACCAACAUUUCCGGAGAGGCCGUCUUCACCACCUCUCUGGUUGGAUACCCUGAAUCCCUGACUGAUCCCUCCUAUCGUGGUCAGAUCCUGGUUUUCACCCAGCCUUUGAUUGGUAACUACGGUGUUCCGUCUGCUGAGAAGGACCCUCACGGUCUUCUCAAGUACUUCGAGUCGCCCAACCUCCAGGCGGCUGGUGUCGUCGUGGCUGACGUUGCUGAACAAUACUCUCACUGGACUGCCGUUGAGAGUCUCGGCGAAUGGUGCGCCCGUGAGGGUGUGCCUGCCAUCUCUGGCGUUGACACUCGUGCCAUCGUCACGUACCUCCGUGAGCAGGGUUCUUCCCUUGCUCGUAUCACCGUUGGUGAGGAGUACGACGCCGAUCAGGAUGAGGCUUUCACCGAUCCCGAACAGAUUCACCUUGUUCGCCAGGUCAGCACCAAGUCUCCCUUCCACGUGAGCGCAGCGGACCCUCAGUGUCACGUCGCUGUUCUCGAUUGUGGAGUCAAGGAGAACAUUCUGCGCAGCCUCGUCAGCCGCGGUGCUAGCAUUACCGUCUUCCCCUUCGACUACCCCAUCCACAAGGUCGCUCACCACUUUGACGGUGUUUUCAUCUCCAACGGCCCCGGUGACCCUACCCAUUGCCAGGACACCACCUACCACCUCCGCCGCCUGAUGGAGACCUCUCAGGUCCCCAUCUUCGGUAUCUGCCUGGGUCACCAGCUCCUUGCUCUGGCUGCUGGCGCUCGCACCAUCAAGUUGAAGUACGGUAACCGUGCCCACAACAUCCCUGCUCUCGACUUGACUACUGGUCGCUGCCACAUCACCAGCCAGAACCACGGUUACGCCGUGGAUGCAUCCACUCUGCCCUCUGACUGGAAGCCAUACUUCGUCAACCUGAACGACUCCAGCAACGAGGGUAUGAUUCACAAGUCUCGCCCCAUCUUCAGCACCCAGUUCCAUCCCGAAGCCAAGGGUGGCCCUCUCGACUCUUCCUACCUCUUCGACAUCUAUCUUGACAGCGUGAAGAAGUACAAAAACAGCCAGCUGGCUUUCCACCCCAGCCGUGAGACCGCUCCUAGCCCUCUCCUGGUUGACUUGCUUCCUAAGGAGCGUGUCGAUGUCGCGCCUACCAUCGGUAUGCAGAACGUGGCUGCUGCCGCCGCUGCCGCCGCCGCCGCCGCUUAA
Molecule: messenger RNA, 1362 nt
Organism: Aspergillus calidoustus
Lineage: Eukaryota; Fungi; Ascomycota; Eurotiomycetes; Eurotiales; Aspergillaceae
Source: the annotation of a GenBank genome assembly